Molecule: messenger RNA, 6120 nt
Organism: Doryrhamphus excisus (bluestripe pipefish)
Lineage: Eukaryota; Metazoa; Chordata; Actinopteri; Syngnathiformes; Syngnathidae
Source: RefSeq, a predicted model, not a curated record
ACAAAUAGCAGGUGGCCAUGGGAGGAAACCCCAGAUGGUCCUGCUACACAUUUUUAUUCAUAAUAAUAAAGCCUAAAGUGGGCACUAUGAAUAUUCAAAAAUGCUAUUUACCAUAUGAGCCAUUCAUGUUCUUUACAGCCUUCAUAUCCGGCCGUGGAGCAGAGCGAUGGAACACGGCGACAGACCAAAGCUUUCUGGAAGAGGUGCAAAGGGCAUACAGACUGGAUGUGGGAGUCAACUCCGGGUAUUACUCACUAAUUGGUUCUCUCCCCCCCCUCACCACCACCAGAUGGGUCAAGGUUCGGUCACGUCGUACUCACAUUCCCAGGAAGCGAGCCACGGAGGUGCCCAAGUGGUCGAAGAUGAAGCCACUGGCGAGGAAUUGAAGGUUCCGGUGGAGAUCAGCAAACCGACCUAAGACCUGCGAGCCAUUGGUUCCUGUGGCGUUGACGCACAGGGAGCCGAAGUAGCCUUCGCUCUUGAGUACGAAAACGAGCGAAGCCCACCCAAAUAUGAUUCCUGCAAAACACAGACACUCCACCAGGCCCGUGAUGAAGGUGAGGCCUCGUCGCACCCACGACGGUUUCAGACAGUCCACCAUGGUCCCGGGCUUCUCUGGCUCCUGCGGGCACGCCGUCUUCACACGUGGCCUCCUCGCUGCCGCAGCUUGAGGACCCGUCAGGUUAGUCAUUCUUGUUUGUGGAGCUACCGAGUCGAGGAAGUAAAGCUCACCUUUGAUGCUCACGUUUCCGUCUUGGUGUUGCUCACAUCUCUGUGCUCCUGACUCACACGCUUCCUUUUAAGUCGGACAACUCCUCCUUCCUCUUUGACUCUCUCUCUCCCUCUCCCUCACUCUCUCCUCCUUUUCCUCAUUCAUAGUGCAAAGGGAAGUCCAUCUCCACAUGGUGAGUGGAAAAUAGAAAAAAACACAAAUGCUAACAAAGCAAGAAUGAAAAAGCUGCAACACACAGCCGGAAAAAAGUUCCCGUUCCUCAAAGAAAAGGAAAACCUUGACGUUUGCAGUCGCAUCACUGAUGUUUACAAUAAUUGGUAGAGCUGGGAGAACGUCAAUGUUCUGGAACUGCCGACUUCGUCACAAGUCAAGACAAGACGGUGUCAUGAAGUCGGAGGCGGGAAUGUUCAAGUCCUUACAGGCCGUAUUAAGAAUAUGCAACGCUAUUUCAACAAUGAAUGCGUUUGGAGUCCAGUGACCAGACUUUGUUGGCGUUGCAUUCAGGGUUGACCUGAAAACGUAUUGUUCUUAAACCUGAUUGGACGUUCAUACAUGCCAGAUAAUCAUAUAGUCAUCCAUGUCCAAGUCCAAAUUAGACAUAAUUGGACAUAAUUUUAACACAUAACUAAGUUUCUCCAACCUAAAAGACCAAGUUCUUGUGACUUAUAGAUUUGUUGUGGGAACUUCAUUUUUUAAGUCAAAUAACCAAAUAUUUUGGUUGUAUCAACAACGUAAAUCAGGUUAACAAAUUACUUCAAUUAAUUUCAAUUUAAUUGUGAGUUGAAUUUACUUGAGGUAAUUAGUUAGUAAUUAGUAGACUAAAUCAAAAGUGAGUUGAGAUGACUUGAGUUCUAUUGUUCAUUCAUUCAUUCAUUUUCUACCGCUUUUUCCUCACGAGGGUCGCGGGGGGUGCUGGAGCCUAUCCCAGCUGUCUUCGGGCGAGAGGCGGGGUACACCCUGGACUGGUCGCCAGCCAAUCACAGGGCACAUAUAGACAAACAACCAUUCACACUCACAUUCAUACCUAUGGACAAUUAACCUAGUGGCUAAUUAACCUAGCAUGUUUUUGGAAUGUACCUGGAGAAAACCCACGCAUGCACGGGGAGAACAUGCAAACUCCACACAGAGAUGGCAGAGGGUGGGAUUGAACCCUGGUCUCCUAGCUGUGAGGUCUGCGCGCUAACCCCUAGACCACCGUGCCGCCCGAGUUCUAUUGUUGAUACAACAAAAAUAUUAUGUUUAUUUGACCUAAUAAAGAAAGUUCCCAAAAUAAAGCAAUAAGUCACUUGGACUUGAUCUUUUAAGUUGGAGAAACUUAGUCGUGAGUUGAAAUGACCUGAAAUAAUUUGCUAGAUUUAAUCAAAAUUUUAUGUCAGCGAGAUUACAAUUUUUUUUUAAGUUGAGUCAUUUUUUACAGUGUAGAGCUGCGUAUCUUGAUGAUAUCAUUUCCAUCAACACAGCCAAAAUCUGCAGCAGAUUAUUGACAUAGAUAGAUAGAUGGAUAGAUGGAUAGAUGGAUAGAUGGAUAGAUAGAUAGAUAGAUAGAUAGAUAGAUAGAUAGAUAGAUAGAUAGACUCCCUUUAUUGUCAUUGCACAAAAACACAGCAGUGAAAUUGCCAACGAAAUGUCGUUGCCUGGCUCCCAUAUAAUAACAGACACAAAAGAAGAUAAGUAAUAAUAAAUAAUAAUAAUAAUAAUAAUGUGGAGAAUAAAUAGAUAGAAUAGACACCAAAUAUGAACAACAUAAUGUAAAGUGCAGCGUGAACAGUAAAUUGCCCAAAUAAUUUAAAUAAUUUAAAUAAAUUAAAUAUAAAUAUUAAAAAUAUCGAAAAUAUAAAUAUAAUAUAAAAAUAUAAUAUAAAAAUAUAAUAUAAAAAAUAUAUAAAAAAUAUAAAAAUAAAUAAAUAGGUCCAAAUCUGAUAUCUUUGAACAAUUGUCUGAGGUUGGUGUUCUUGGCAUCGGAAUGUCAUAUUCGGUUCUGCAACAAGGAACCCCAAAGCAAGAAAAAGUGCUAACCGCAGCAACUUUGGGGGCAGCUUAUGAUCCAAUGUGAUGGUCAUUGAGUCAUUGGGCAAAAACAGCUAAAAAGAGAUGAACACGGGAUUGUCUUUCCCAAUCGUGACUUCCUGUUUUUUUUUUUAAUGAUGCUGUCGAAAAUGAUAACACAUGACCUAAGAGAGGUGUGUGUGUUGUGUAAGCCGUAACGCAGCUUAUUCGAGUCUGAGGUGGACAAACGGAACGUGUUUGAUGUCGUAACUUGAAUGUUGGAAUUCCUUGUGUGGUGACAAUGGUUGACUUCCAAGUUGAUUUUACCGUAUUUUCCGGACUAUAAGUUGCAUUUUUUUUCAUAGGUUGGCUGUUCCUGCGACUUAUAUUCCUAUACUAUACUUUAUGUUACAUAAACAUGGACACCUUUUGUGUUCAUAUGUGGCUAACAUGAGUAGGUCUAUCAUUAGCUCCGUUACUUUGCAUAACACCUUGACCUACGUUGCAGUCGGAAUCACACGCAGUUCUAUGGUGAUCGUUACAUUUUCCACGGCUAACCCCACAUCUUUCAUAUGCGGACAUCAUAUCACGUCACUUCACACGGUUCUGAUUUUGGAGGAAUAUUUUUUACCAGGACCUUCAAAUUGAGCAAUUUAGGGCUGAUAAGAUUAUGGACUUCUCGUGUGAUCUUCAUCUCUCUCACGUGGGACCAUGUGCUGUGAACUUUGGAGUGAAUGCAUAUUGUGUCCAUGUCCACCAAUGGAGAUAGUUUGAUUGUUAUCUGGUCACAGGUGAACAUACCCGACCUGCGACGGCAACACGGAUUGGGAACGGAUUCAACGUGUGCUUGGGGUUAUCAUCCACCAGCAGCUUCGUGGUUCAAGGUGCCGAUUCUGGAAGAUCUAGAAAGCCUUCUGUGGGAGUUAUGGUGUGUAUCUGCUCUAACCCGAUACAAUGCGUCCCCCUUUAAGAGUGAGGACCGAGGCCAGCCAUGGUCACACACCGCUGUGGGAUGGCGUUCCACUUCUCAUCCGGAAGUCAUCUGUUGCAGUCGUGUUGGUCGCCGUGGUGCAAGAUCACGUCCAAGAUGAUCCCACAAGUGUUCGGCUGGCCUGACGUCAGGCCGCUCGGUUCUUUGUGGAGGUCGUCUCGGAUACAGAGGACAAACGUUCAGAAAGAUCAACCACAGCUGGUGGAGACCAAAGACCCCGGAGGGGGGACUGCCGAGGGGGCCACACUGGAAGACGAGGGGGCAAAGGAUAUGGUAGCACGCCUGGCAGGUGAGGAACCCCAGACGGCCGCUUCAAAGUCCAAUGAAGGUGACACUGAUGACGCGGGACAAGACCAGGACCAGGCAUCUUCUCGUCUUAACCAGGGAGAGGAACGGGUUGAGGCAGAGAGGGGGGGCCACAUCAAAACCAGAGACCCUCUCCAAGAUGGAGAGGAGAUGAAGAGUGACAAAGAGGAAGAAGGUAUUGAUCAGGUGAAAGAGGAGGAAGCUACUGAUAAGGUGAAAAAGGAAGAAGGUAUUGAUAAGCUGAAAGAGGCACAAGGUAUUGAUCAGCAAAAAGAGGAAGAAGGUAUUGAUCAGGUGAAAGAGGAAGAAGGUAUUGAUCAGGUGAAAGAGGAAAAAGGUAUUGAUAAGGUGAAAAAGGAAGAAGGUAUCGAUCAGCAGAAAGAGGAAGAAGGUAUUGAUCAGGUGAAAGAGGAAGACUGUCCUGAUCAGGUGAAAGAGGAAAAAGGUAUCGAUAAGGUGAAAAAGGAAGAAGGUAUCGAUAAGGUGAAAGAGGAAGAAGGUAUCGAUCAGGUGAAAGAGGAAGAAGGUAUUGAUCAGGUGAAAGAGGAAGAAGGUAUCGAUAAGGUGAAAAAGGAAGAAGGUAUCGAUCAGCAGAAAGAGGAAGAAGGUAUUGAUAAGGUGAAAAAGGAAGAAUGUAUUGAUCAGGUGAAAAAGGAAGGAUGUAUUGAUCAUGUGAAAGAAGAAGGUAUCGAUAUGAAGCCCAAAAAGCAGGAGGAGAAGCAAAGUCAAGCCAAAGAAGCGGAACCAAAAGACAAAGAACCGUCAAAAGUGUCGGAAGAACGAGGGAAGCCCAAAAGAACCCCCAAAGCCGCACCCCAAGCCGCGUCCCGUCCAAGACUGUCAGCCGGCUCUGGCAGGGCGUCCAACAAGAGGGCCAUCAUGGCCAAGUUCCAGCAAGGCGCACCAGAGACGCCCGUACGGAACUUCAAAAUCCAAAAGUCCUCAUCAGCGUCGGCCACGGGGGCUUCCAUCAAACAGAGGAUGCUUCAGUGGUGUCGCAGCAAAACCCGCAACUACCAGGGUGUCAACAUAGAAAACUUCUCGUCGUCUUGGUGUGACGGUAUGGCCUUCUGCGCAUUAAUCCACCGCUUCUUCCCUGACGCUUUCGACUACAGCGCCUUGAAACCCAAAGAACGGGAGGCCAACUUCACACUGGCCUUCCAGACUGCAGAGUCCUUGGCUGACUGCUGCCCCCUGCUGGAAGUCCCCGACAUGCUCAUGAUGGGCAACAACCCAGACCCAAUGUGUGUGUUCACCUAUGUCCAAUCCCUGUGCCACAGCCUCUCCAAGAUCGAGAAGGAGAGGAAGGAAAAGGAGGAGAAAGCAGGUGAAGAAAGCAAAAAGCGAGCAGAGAACGCCGCCAAGGAAGAUGGGAGCAGGACACUGGGUGGUCAAGAGGAGAAAGGAAGUGACGUCUCUGAGGCCAAAAUAGCUGCAGAGGAGGAAGAGGCACCAGCGAGCUGUGAGCAGGAGGAAGAUGGAGGAGUGCUCGUUCAAGCAGAGUCCUAAGGAAGAUGGAUCCAAAGAGAGCUUGGUUGUGGUUGCACUGAUCUGAGAACAUCUGAGAUUGUUGCUGAGUUGCUUCAAAGGCGAUAUGACGUCUUUUUCACACACGGUCGUCCCUCAUUAAUCCCUCACUUUAUCACGGUUUUCCCAAAAAUUCCUGUAUGGAUAAAUGGCCUGGACUACGGCCUAUUAUUGAUGUCAUAUAGGUAUAGUAUUCUGGUCACUAGGCGUUAGUGAUGUUACAGUGAUGACACAUUUUCCUUAACACUGCCCAACAUAAAUUUGCACUCCAAAUUAUGAAAAAUGCCUUGAAUUAAUUUGUAUUGUAGGAUAAGUGGCACAAUUUCUAUUGUUUUAUUGGUUUAUGACCAUUUAUGGGCGGCUGUUGUUUUUUAUUGGCCCUCAACACAGUCGACAAAUAGUAAAUAUUAUUAAUAUUUAAAUUUUAAAUAAUACAUAAAAUAAUACAUUAAAUAAAACAUUUAAAUAAUAUUAUUGAAUAUUAUUUACGACAAAGGUAAAUAAAAUAAAAAACAACUGAUAAAAUGGAAAAUAGAGCAGGAAUUUUACCUUGAGAAAUACAUAAUGUUCAGAAAAU